CAACAUUUAAUUUCAUUCUAUUGUAAUUUUUGUUAUCGCUGUUCCCAUUCCAUCCAUCCAUCGAUGGCUCUUUCAUUUUCUCACAACAACCCUCUUCUUCAUCUUAAUGGGAACAAAACUCAUUUUUCUUUUCAAUCUCAAACCACACUUUCAUCAAAAGCCAACAUAAAUUGUACACACUACUUCCCCCAAUUCCCAUCUAUUCAAUGUUCCAACUACAAAACCAGCAGCAGCAGCAGCAGCAUCAACCUCAGAACUUGCAAGAACUGCAAAACCCAAUUUGACCCUUCCCUCAACCACCCUCUUGCUUGUCGAUUUCAUACUGCCCAUUUUGGAGGAGAAACUAAGAGGAAGUUUGAGAGUGUGCAUGAAGGGGGAACCAUGAACACUCCUGGCUCUGGCAAAGUUCUUCAGUAUUGGCAUUGUUGUGGAUCCGAAGAUCCAUUCGAUCCUGGUUGCACUGCUUCUCCUCACUCCUCAUAUGAUGACUGAUUUAGAUCGCAUGAAUCUGUGAUUCGCUUUCUCUGUUGAAGAUUCUUUUUGCUAAAUAUAAUUUCUGAACUCUUGUAAAAACAAAAUCCUGACUCAAUAGUUUCUGAAAUAUGGCUUCUUCUUGCAAACAAGUAUAUGAGAUUGUUUUGAAUAGUAUAUUAGAUUGUUUUCAACCUAUGCAAGUCGAAAGACACUGUCGAACACUAAAUGUGAACUAUCUCCCAACCGGAUUAAAACACCCGAGUAGUUUUAUCCUUUUAUAUAAGCAUACUCUUCAAGGUGGUGUAAAUUGGAGUUGAUUCUUUGUUUUAGUUGUUUAUUUAUUUGAACAUUGUGAAUGUUUGUUAAUUGAUUUGAAGGGAAAUAAAAGGGAAAGUGUUGGGAAGUUUGGUAUUUGAAGGAAGGUUUUGACCACAA
This is a messenger RNA of Trifolium pratense (red clover), 909 nucleotides long. RefSeq lists its product as uncharacterized. The transcript is spliced from 2 exons. The record is from RefSeq and is a predicted model, not a curated record. Bases 64 to 492 code for a protein of 142 amino acids. NCBI's taxonomy places the organism in Eukaryota, Viridiplantae, Streptophyta, Magnoliopsida, Fabales, Fabaceae.